Molecule: messenger RNA, 2811 nt
Organism: Hippocampus zosterae (dwarf seahorse)
Lineage: Eukaryota; Metazoa; Chordata; Actinopteri; Syngnathiformes; Syngnathidae
Gene: tm2d2
Product: TM2 domain containing 2
Exons: 4
Coding region: 120-803 (227 amino acids)
Source: RefSeq, a predicted model, not a curated record
AGAAGCCCCGCAAAUACACAAUACAUAAACAGGAGACGGAUAUCGAGCUAGCAAAUGAAGAUGUCCUUUGCGGCGAAUGACCAUUUAACCGGGGUGUAUGUUUCUUUUUGACAGUGAUAAUGAUUUCCGUAAACUACAUCCUGCUAUGUGGGCAAUUCCUUUUGUUAGUUACAGUAAUUAUUUUACAAUGUUUGGAAGGGAUCCAAUCCCAAAACUCUUCGACCACAGAUGUAGCUCCUGCUUCCCUUGGUCCUGGUUCGACAAUUGUUCCUUUCUCCGAGCAAACCCCAGAAACUGUCAAAUAUGAAGUACCACUGGAAAGUACGAAUUACACAGACGCCUUUGAGUACACGGGUCUCUCACCGGUCGUCCUCUGCAGUUAUUUGCCAGAGGAGUUCAUCUACUGUCAGGACCCUGUGGAUCAUGCUGGAAAUCAAAGCGCCUUUUUGGAAAUGGGUCAUGGGUGUGUAGUGUGGGGAGGACAGACGAAGAAAGAAGUGAACCACACACCAGUUGUCUGCACUGCACUUGAUGAGAUUGAAUGUGCCGGGCCCAGAGAAUUCCUGAGAGGGAAAGUACCCUGCAUCAAAUACACCGGACACUAUUUCAUCACCACUCUGCUGUACUCCUUCUUCCUUGGUUGUUUCGGGGUCGACCGUUUUUGCUUGGGCCACACAGGGACAGCGGUGGGGAAGCUGCUUACACUUGGAGGUUUAGGAAUCUGGUGGUUUGUGGACCUGAUCCUGCUCAUUACCGGUGGCUUGAUGCCGAGCGAUUAUAGCAACUGGUGCACUUACUACUGACCAGAAGAGCGAUGUCUGAAGUUGAACCUUCCUUGUGUCGGAUACUGCAUUUUCAGAGAACAGAAAUGGGAUUUCAGGCUGGUUCCAAACUACCCAGCCAAGAUCCAGUCAGGUUACCUGUGGGGACACAAAAAUACACCAUUCUACUACCUGAGCUUUUUUCAUGUGAAAAACACCCUGUCAUGUGUACACGUCAGUCAAAAAACAAGCAGACAAAGAGCACAAAUUUAAUCUCCACUUUCAAAGCAUUUCACUCUAAAAAUUUCCGUCAUAUUUGUGAAACUGACCCACAUGAGUCCACAUAAAAACUUUUAAGUGUGUAUUGAACAAUUUCAUGCAAUAUACAGUAUUCACUUUAUUCCCAACUCAAUUGAUGACGGCCUUCAAUUAUGUUGGUUGCAGCUAGAACAUUAAUUCUCAUUGCCGCAAGAUGCAUGGCAGUGGGUUUUUAAACUUCAGAUGGUAGUCAAAUGUUUCACCUUUAGGAAACAAAUAAUAUUGCUCUCAGAGAUGAAAUUCACAUCUGGAGCAACAUCCUUCAAGUAACACCAUUUUCAACUUCAAAUGAUUUAUUUUAGUUUUGAGACCGACAUUUGCUAGCCCGGGCAGAUUGCUUUGCCACGUUAUUUUCCUAAUGCUUUCAUAUAUACACAUAACGUGACUCCCUGCGGCAAGUACAACUGCUUGAGAAGAUGGAGGAAACGUGCCCCCCCACCCCCACUCCUUUUCUGUUUUUUUUUUUUUUUUUUUUUGGUGUUACAUAUUGGUGAUGACUGCAUUUUAAAUGCGAUGAUGUGUUAAAUAUGACCAAUCGGCAUCUCCAAAUCUGAAACAAUGGCCCUCAAUCGGAAAUGGGUGGAGUGCCCUCUGCUGGUCGGGGAUGCGAUCUUGCCCCAAGUGGAGGAGUUGAAGUAUCUUGGGGUCUUGUUCACAAAUGAGGGCCGGAGGGAGCAGAGAGAUCGACAGGCAAAUGCCGACUUUCGUGCUGAUGAACGAACUCAGCCAAAAGGCGAAGCUCUCAAUUUACCGGUUGAUCUACGUUCCAACCUUCAUUUUGGUCAUAAGCUAUGGGUCGUGACCGACAGAACAAUAUCCCGGCAACAAGCAGCCGAAAUGAGUUUCCUCCACAGGGUGUCUGGGCCCUCCCUUAGAGAUAAGGUGGGAAGCUCGGUCAUCCAGGAGGGGCUAGAGUCGAGCCGCUUCUCUUCCAUGUUGAGACGAGCCAAAUGAGGUGGCUCGGACAUGUCCCACCAGCAUCAGGCCCCAGGAACGACCCAGGAGAGACAAUGUCUCCCUGCUGGCCUGGGAACACCUUGGGAUCCCCCGGGAAGAACUGGAAGAAGUGGCUGGGGAGAGUGAAGUCUGGGCUUCCUUGCUAAAGCUGUUGCCCCCGCAACCCAACCUCGGAUAAGCGGCAGAAAAUGGAUUGAUGGAUGGAUGGAUGAAUGUGACCAUCUGAGUUCACGUAUUUUCAAAUAAUAAACCAAUCAAGUAUGGCUCUCUCAAUCCAUGUAUGUUUUCAUGGGACAUAUCUAUUAAAACCAUACAUGCCCUUUGUUGGAAACCAUGUUAUGAACCACCCAGAAACCAUUUUAAGAAACCGUAUAUUCUAUUAGUUUCACAGGACAGAAGUUUACAGGCCUCCACGUUGCUCCUAAAAUUUGAGACUACACGAGUAAAAUUUCCAUCUACUCGCACAUAUGCAAGCAGUAAAUCUACAGUAUAUAUUUUCCUUUUCCAUUUUUUGUUGCUGACAUUCUGCUAAACACCUUGGAUCAAAAGACUUGUAUCACCAAAACAAAGCUGGCAGAAACAGAAUGUUGUGAUGACGUAAGAAAAACAUGACUGCCACCUGCCACAGGCGGAAGACUACUCGGAAAAGCAUGAAUUAUGUUGCUAGCUUUGGCUGGCCCUGUCGACCACAGACUGAAAAAACAAAGGUAGUGAUGCAAAGUGAUGCUUUGUUGCCAGAUUGUGAUGUCCCACAAUAAACAACAGUUGCAAGAGA